AUCUGGAGGUGCUACCUGACUGGAGCAGACGUGACGGUGCGAACCGAUCACAAAUCACUACAGUACCUGAGGGCGCAGCCGAAUCUCAACCCGCGGCAGAUACGCUGGCUGGACUAUCUGGAGUCGAAUUUCACGUACAAGAUCACGUACAAAAAGGGCGCCAACAAUAUCGCCGACGCCCUUUCCAGACCAUCUGCCCAACUCGCAGCAGUACUAGUCGCCCAGAGCAACCCGCUACUGAGUGGACUAUUUACCCAUGGGUAUUCGACUGACCCCUUCUUCGUAAACGACGGCCAUCUCCCAAUCACUACGCGGAAAGGCGUCUAUUACUUACGAAGCGGGACUGAUCGAAUUUGGGUCCCAAGUUAUCGUCUACUUCGCGAAUUACUAAUUCAAGAAGUCCACGAUUCGAACUUAUCGGGACAUUUCGGGGUUGAUAAAACUCUGAAGGCGUUGCAGCGGUUUUAUUACUGGCCAGAUAUGGUGACGGACGUGCAGCGUUACGUGGCCGCGUGUCCGAUCUGCCAGCGAAUGAAAUCCUCACACCAGCGACCAACAGGACUGUUGCAGCCCCUCGAGCCACCUCAACGCCCUUGGCAACACGUAACGAUGGAUUUCGUUACGGGACUACCGGUCGGAUCUAGCGGAAACGACGCGGUUUUGGUUGUCGUCGACCAAUUGACGAAAAUGGUGCAUUUCGCACCAUGUCGUACAACCAUCACAGCUGAAGAAACAGCGCGCCUGUUCAUCUCGACCAUCGUUCGACUACACGGGAUACCAGCAGCAAUCAUUAGCGAUCGAGAUCCGAAGUUCACGUCCAAAUUCUGGCAGGACACGUGGGCUCGGUACGGCACGCGUCUACGGUUCUCAUCCGCGUAUCAUCCACAAACGGACGGCCAGACGGAAAGGACAAAUCAAACGAUGGAGCAGCUGAUUCGGACAAACUGCCCCGACCGAAACAAAUGGGAGGACGUGCUGCCCAUGUUGGAAUUUUCCUACAACAACGAGCCCUCAUCUACGACUAAUCACUCCCCGUUUUACCUCAAUUACGGGAUGGACCCUACAGUGCCAAUCUCCACCAACGUUGAGAGCCAAGUACCACGAUCACAGCAGUUCGUCGAAGAACUACAGACUGCCCGCGACAAAGCUGUCGAACUUAUUCGCAAGGCGAACGCAACUGCCCGACGGUAUACGAAUUUACAUCGCCGGGAUAUUACGAUGACAGCGGGGCAACUAGUCCUUCUGGACACCAAGAAUUUGCGACUACCAUUACCGACGAAAUUACGACCACGUUUUUGUGGCCCGUUCAAGAUCGUGAAGAUGGUGACGCCGGUGACCGCCCAGUUGCGCCUACCUGAUGACUGGCGAAUUCACAACAAAUUCCACGUGAGUCUGUUGCGACCCUUCGUGCCUGACACGUCGGACAUCGCUCGACAGCGAUUGGUUCCAGACGCUGAGGUAUCGCAGCAGGCAGAGGGGCUACCUGGAGCUGGACCUGCUGCUGGGCAAGUGGGUGGACGAGCAUCUCCCUUCCCUAGAUGACCCCUAAUUGAGGGCUCUCGCACAGCUCA
Molecule: messenger RNA, 1571 nt
Organism: Closterium sp. NIES-67
Lineage: Eukaryota; Viridiplantae; Streptophyta; Zygnematophyceae; Desmidiales; Closteriaceae
Source: the annotation of a GenBank genome assembly